Lactuca virosa is the source of this 1972-nucleotide messenger RNA. Lineage: Eukaryota; Viridiplantae; Streptophyta; Magnoliopsida; Asterales; Asteraceae. The record is from the annotation of a GenBank genome assembly.
AUGUCGUCCGCUGGUGUUGUUGCUCUUAGGCCACUCUGUGACGACUCCAUUUUGCCUUCGUUGUCUGUACAUAACCAAGAUCCGAUUAUGAUUCAAUUGGCUAUGUCGGGUUCCAUGGUUCCAAUGAGGGUGUUGGAGUCUGAGUCGAUUGAGUCGGUGAAACUUCGGAUUCAAAGCUAUAAGGGGUUUGUUGUGAAGAACCAGAAGUUGGUUUGUGGAGGUAGGGUAUUAUCCAGGAGUAAUUCUUUGGUUAGGGACUAUGGUGUAAGUGAUGGGAAUGUGGUUCAUUUGGUUGUCAGGCUUUCUGACCUUCAAAUGAUCAAUGUGAGGACUUCAUGUGGUAAAGAGUUCACUUUCCAUGUCGAAAAGAAUCGUGAUGUUGGUUAUGUAAAAAGGCAGCUUGCUAGGGAAAAGAAGGGAUUGAUUAACAUGGAUGAACAAGAAAUCCUGUGCGAGGGUGAGCAGCUGGAAGAUGAGAGGCUUAUAAAUGAUAUUUGCAAAUAUAACAGUAAUGAUGCAGUCAUCCGUCUGUUUGUUAGGAAGUGUGCAAAGAUAGGAGCCAAAGCCAUGAAGAAGGAUUUUGAGCUGAGGAUAGAAUCAAAAGAAUAUGAUGUUGGUGUGAGACAAGUUGAGAAUGGAGGUCAUGGGAUAGAGUAUUAUGGUUCAGUUCCUAAAGAAGCUGUGAACAGAAGUGUGUGGUUGGAAGCUGUGAUUGUUAACCCAAAGGCUGUACUCCCUGGUGUGGUUUUGGAGCUGGUAAACUCCACGUAUGAAGGUUUGAAGAAGGGGAAUUAUCCAAUAAGAUCUUCUGAGGGUACAGGUGGCGCGUAUAUGAUGAUGGAUGCAUCAGGGAGUAAAUAUGUUUCAGUGUUUAAGCCGAUUGAUGAGGAGCCUAUGGCUGUAAAUAACCCCAGGGGAUUACCAUUGUCAGUGGAUGGUGAAGGGCUAAAGAAAGGGACAAGUGUUGGUGAAGGUGCAUUGAGGGAAGUUGCUGCAUAUAUUUUAGAUCACCCGAAAGAGGGUGUAGAAUACAAGGAGAAGAUCGGGUCAUUGCAGAUGUUCAUGGACAACUGUGGAAGCUGUGAGGAUAUGGGUCCUAAUGCUUUUCCAGUGGAGGAAGUUCAUAAGAUCUCUGUUUUGGAUAUCAGGAUGGCAAAUGCAGAUAGGCAUGCUGGAAAUAUAUUGGUGACCAAAACCAAAGGAGAAGAUGCUAAAUUUGUACUCAUUCCUAUUGAUCAUGGCUACUGCCUGCCUGCCAGUUUUGAAGACUGCACAUUUGAUUGGCUGUAUUGGCCUCAAGCUCGGGAAGCGUUUAGUAGUGAAACAGUCGAGUACAUAAAGUCACUGGAUGCUGAGGAAGAUAUAGCUCUGCUUAAGUUUUAUGGAUGGAAUUUACCCUCAAAAUGUGCACGUGUGUUUCGAAUAUCCACCAUGUUACUGAAGAAAGGCGUUGAGUUACUAAAAAACCCCUCCCCUUUUGCAAUUGGAAAGCUGAUGUGUAGGGAAAACUUGAAUAAGCAGUCUGCGAUUGAAGAGAUAGUCCAAGAAGCAGAAGAUCUUCUUCUUCCUGGUUCAAGUGAGGCUGCAUUCAUUCAGACAAUUUCUGAGGUCAUGGAUCGCUGCCUUUGUAAAUAAUGGCUAUAAACUACAGUAUUCAAUUUCUUAUGUUUUCCGUACAUAUGAGGUGAGUGAGAUUGAGAGAGAGAGAGAGAGAGAGAGAGAGAGAGAGAGAGAGAGAGAGAGAGAGAGAGUGGGGUUUCGGUUUCUUGAAGAAUAAUUAUAUUACCAAAUGCUAGGUAGCGAGGAAUACAAGUUUAGUGAGUUCUUAGACUAGAAUCUUCCUUGUUCAAAUUUGUUUGUUAUGACUUAUGAUUACGGAGGUGAGGUGAUUUCUUUUGUCUUGUAAAUGUUGCCCAUUAUUUUUAUUUUGAAGCUUUCUUUUAUACUACUACGUGAAGAGAGGAGGGAGGAG